CAGUAGAGAGAAAUAUAAGCCUUAGUAACUGCUGUUGUAAUUCAUGAGCAAAUGCUAGCGUGAUGUAAGAAGUCAUCGAGUCAUCGAGUGAUCGAAAAAUAAAUUGUGACUUCACUAGAGAACACAGUGAAAAGCUGCAGAUCUUCAGUUUCGAUUCAAAAUUUCAUAUCUGCGUGUAGUAAAAAGUUCUCUGAGUGUUCCUUUCCAUAACAGCAUGAGAAAAUAAAAUUGAACUCAAGGACGAAGAGAUAAAGUGAAUUCUACAGGAUUUUCCUUUCAAGACAUUUCAAAUUAAUUUUGGGUUCAUCCUCGUUUAAUAUUUGCUGGUUUUCAAAAUGAGCUCUAAAGUUAUUGUUGUUGGCGCUGGAAUAAGUGGGCUUUGUGCUGCAAAUCUGCUGAAGGAAGCUGGAGUUAGUGUUCUUGUGCUGGAAGCCAUGAACCGAGUUGGUGGACGAACUUUCACAAAACGGGGUCCAAAAGUAAAUUAUGUUGACUUAGGUGGAGCAUUUGUUGGACCAACUCAAGAUCACUUGCUUCGUUUAACAAAAGAUCUUGGUGUAGAAAACCAUAAGAUAAAUCAAGGAGACAACAAGUGCAUUUAUUAUAGAAAAGGACGAAGACUACUAUACCAUCCAAGUGAGUUUCCAUACGAGAGCAAUCCUUUUGUUAACAUGGAUGUGAAUCACAUGUAUAAAGUUAUCGAUAAAAUGGGAGAAGAGAUACCCGCAAAUGCUCCUUGGGAUGCACCCCACGCAGAAGAAUGGGAUGUACUGACAGUUAAAGAUUUUAUUCAGCAGCAUUGUUGGACCAAAUGGGCUCAAAAAGUGUUUGGUGAGAUCUGUAACAGUUUCGUCACAGCAGAACAACAUGAAACAUCAUUGCUGAUGUUUUUAUGGUACAUUAAACAAUGCGGCGGAAUGAAAAGAAUAAGUUCUAUUGAAAAUGGCGGCCAAGAAAGAAAAUUCAUUGGUGGGUCUCAACAAAUUAGUGAAAAACUAGCUGAGAAAUUAGGAGAUAGUGUCGUCCUUACAAAUAGUCCUGUUGUUGCUCUAAAUCAAGAAUCGGAGGACUUUGUUUUAGUGAAAACUUUACAAGGAAAAGAAUAUAAAGCAAAAUACGUCAUUUUAGCUUGUCCUCCUGCCAUACAGCAGAAGAUUCAUUUCUCCCCACAGUUACCUCCUCUACGAAAUCAACUCAUGCAAAGAAUGCCGAUGGGAUCGGUUAUUAAAGUUGUCAUAUAUUACAAAACAGCUUUCUGGAGAGAAAACGGUCUGUGCGGAGCUCAGUUGAUCGUCGGAGGGGACGAGUAUCCGAUGUAUUAUUCAGUGGAUGAUACAAAACCGGAUGGAAGUUUCCCAGCACUUGUUGGAUUCAUAACGGCUAAUAAAUGCCGGAAAAUAGUUAAUAUGACUCCUGAGGAACGUAAAAACGCAAUCGCAAGAAGUUUAGAAGAAGCAACAGGUUGCCCUGAAGCUAGAAAGCCAAUCCAUUAUGAAGAAAAGAACUGGAUGGAAGAACAAUAUGUCGGCGGAUGCUAUACGGCAACGCUACCUCCUGGUUUCAUCACCAGAUAUGGAAGGGCUUUGAGAACACCCAUAGACAGAUUAUACUUCGCUGGCACUGAAACUUCCAUAAAAUGGUCGGGCUAUAUGAAUGGUGCAGUAGAAUCAGGAGAAAGAGCUGCUCGAGAAGUACUUUGCGAAAUGGGAAAAAUAACUCCAGACAAAAUUUGGAUAGACGAACCAGAAUCUAAGGAUGUACCAUCUAAACCUUUAGAGACUACUUUUGAAGAAAAAUACACGCCAUCUGUAACAGGUUUUAUACAGUUUUUAACAUUUACAAGCAUUUUAGCAGUAUCAAUCCUCGCUUAUUUGUUGAGUCCUUAAUAUUUUCUGAAAUAGAACGUUAAACUAUUUAAGAUAUUAAUGUGUUGUGCUUGAUUCAUAUGCACGUGAUAUUUACAGAAGUAUCAAUAAAUGUCAAAUACUAAAUCAUUCAAUAAUUUUAGUGACUUUCUUUAUUUUUUAAGUCCUUAGGCUUUUUUUAAAGUUUUAUUCAUAAUGAAUAUUCAUUUUUAAUAAAAUUGAAAAAAUUUUAGAAUCAUAUUUAUUACGUAACACAACUACAU
This is a messenger RNA of Argiope bruennichi, 2128 nucleotides long. Its product is annotated as amine oxidase [flavin-containing] B-like. The record is from RefSeq and is a predicted model, not a curated record. The coding region runs from base 336 to 1886 and encodes 516 amino acids. NCBI's taxonomy places the organism in Eukaryota, Metazoa, Arthropoda, Arachnida, Araneae, Araneidae. Gene Ontology annotation, molecular function: oxidoreductase activity. The transcript is spliced from 15 exons.